Messenger RNA from Trichomonas vaginalis G3, 2247 nucleotides. RefSeq names its product Listeria-Bacteroides repeat domain (List Bact rpt) family. The record is from RefSeq and is a predicted model, not a curated record. The coding region runs from base 1 to 2247 and encodes 748 amino acids. The transcript has a single exon. NCBI's taxonomy places the organism in Eukaryota, Parabasalia, Trichomonadida, Trichomonadidae.
AUGUUACCACUAUUUUACACAUUAAUUUCAUCCGACGAUUACAUUGUAAAGACCAAAUACCUAAGAGCAUAUUACUGCAGACACUAUUACUACGAUCCAUGGACUGAUAUUAACAUUCAAUAUAAUGAAAGAGCAGACUCAACAAGUGGAGGUGAAAGAUGGGUUCCAACAACAUAUUCAGAUGGUGGAUGGUUCCCCAUCUUCAAAGUUGACGAUGAUCCAACCAAAGUCAGAAUCUUGGGAAGUAACAGGGGUGUUUCAAACUACAAAGGAAUCUAUGCAUCAACAAAUGUCACAUAUCACCCAGAAAUAGGUGAAAAGUACCUUCUGAUCACCUAUUCAUUCAAGAAUCAAGACACCCGUCCACACACCCUUCAUGUUGCAUCACACACAGAUGUUCAAAUUAGGUCUAAUGAUCGUGCUACAUGCAAAUGGUAUUAUGGAAAACGUGGCUUAACUAUGAAAGAUCCAGGAACAGGUAUCACAUUAACACUUCUUAUUAAGGGUGGCUAUCAUGUUACAGAUGUUGAUACAUUCUGGUUCGGAAGAUGGCAGGGCCCUAAUACAAAUCUUCACUACUUUGACAAUUAUACUGAUUCAGGUGAUAAUGAUCUUGUAAAUACUGACUCUGCAUUUUCAAUCGGUUGGCUCAAUCGUCACAUUUAUCCAAACGAGACACUUGAUUUCUCUGUCCUUUUGGGUGUUGGUGCUAACCUGAAGAACCCAGCUGUUUUGACAGUUAACGAUAACUUUGCUGAUAACAACAUGCCAAAUCAGGAAAUCACUGUUACAGGAACAGUCAACGAUUUUGAUCCAGAUGAAAACGUAACGGUUUAUUAUCAGUUCAAUGGUGGUCCUGAAACAAAGGUUGAAACAUUCCCCACAGGAGCAAGUGGAGGAAUUUCAAACGGUGCAUUCUCAUUCAAGGUUACACUUGGCCCCGACGUUGCACAGUAUCCAUUGAAAGUUUAUGCAAGAGAUUCUUUUGGCUUGACAUCCAACGUAUUUGAGAAGAAUCUUCUUGUCAACGAAAUUCCUAGACUUGUUCUCACAAGAGCACCUCCUUCCACCUUCUUCACAGGCGGUACAGUUAUCCUUGAAGGUACAAUCUGGGAUGACAGAAAGGCCACCCUCAAAUACCAGGUUGACAAUGGCUACAACUGGAAUACAGGCGAUGAAGAAUUUGUCUGCAACAGAGCUACAAAGCCAUUCCGUAAGUCCUUCCCAAUCCAGGAAGAUUACAUUAACUAUGGCCACCACGUUAUUAAGAUCUGGGCACAAGAUGAUUUCGGCGUUCAAUCAGAACCAAUUAUCGCUGAAUUCGACUAUGUCCAGCUUCACGCUCCCGAAAUGAAACCUUCCCAAGCUCAAACAAGUAUUCCAGAAGUUCAUGUUGGUAAAAAAUUUACUAUUUCUGGUCAAGCCAGAGAUAUUGAUUCAGGCGAAAGAGUCAGCGUUUACUAUAAAUAUCCAGAAGACACACCUGGAACUCAACCACGCCCACUUUUCACCUUCGAUUCAAAUACAGGUUGGCAGGAAUGGGAAAUCGAAUAUGAAGUUCCUGAUAGAAAACUUCCAUUUGACCAAGAAGUCAAAGUUAUUUUAUAUGCCGAAGAUACACGUGGUGGUACUUCUGCUGAUUUGGAGUUCAAGUUCAUUGUUAAGAAAGUACAAACAAUUCCACCAACACCAUAUGACGGUGAGGUUCCACCAAACCCAUCUGAUAAUCCAAACAUCCCUGAUUCAUCAUAUUCAGGACUUACUGCAACAUCAGAAGUCCCAACAAUUGUUUGCGAAGAGCAUACAGAUGUUAACGGAGAUACAUAUACACGAUGUGAUUUGGGAACAACAUAUAUCGUUAUUACGACAGAUGCUACACCAGCUCCUACACAAUCAGCAACACCUUCUGCAUCACCAGAGCCAGGAGCCUUCCCGGAGGAGGAUAACGCAAAGGAAGUAUCAGCUUCUAAAGAAAAGUCUAAUAAGAAGAAGAUGCUCAUUAUCGGCUUAGCUGCUGGUGGUGUUGCCGCCGCAGCUGUUGUUGCAGCAGCAAUCAUCAUCCAUGAGGCUACAAAGGCACCAAAGGACUUCGUUUUCAACGAAGAAAACGGAGAAUUCAUGGAAGUUGAUGGCGAUGCUUGCCAAGAUGCAGAUAACCCAAUUUAUGAUGAGAACGGAGCUGACGAUCCAUUCGCUAACGAAUUCGAUGAAGAUGACGGUCCAGUCGAAGGAAUCUUCCCAGCUUAA